Messenger RNA from Musca vetustissima, 564 nucleotides. Its product is annotated as potassium voltage-gated channel protein Shaker-like. Gene Ontology annotation, molecular function: delayed rectifier potassium channel activity. Gene Ontology annotation, biological process: potassium ion transmembrane transport. NCBI's taxonomy places the organism in Eukaryota, Metazoa, Arthropoda, Insecta, Diptera, Muscidae. Gene Ontology annotation, cellular component: voltage-gated potassium channel complex. The annotation marks the transcript as partial. The record is from RefSeq and is a predicted model, not a curated record. The transcript is spliced from 3 exons.
ACCCGUCGGCUUCUGGGGCAAAAUCGUUGGUUCGCUAUGUGUGAUAGCUGGUGUACUGACAAUCGCUCUACCCGUACCCGUUAUUGUGAGUAAUUUCAAUUAUUUCUAUCAUCGCGAAACGGAUCAAGAGGAAAUGCAGAGUCAAAACUUCAAUCAUGUUACAAGCUGUUCAUAUAUGCCUGGUCAACAUUAUCGAAAAUCUUCCUUGUCUGAAUCAUCGUCAGAUAUUAUGGAUUUAGAUGAUGGCAUCGGUACACCGGGCCUGACUGAUCAUCCAGGUCGUCAUUUAGCUCCAUUUCUAAGGACUCAGCAGUCAUUCGAAAAACAGCAGCUACAGCUGCAGCUCCAAUCACAACAACAACAGCAACAACAACCUCAACAGAAUGGCAUUCGAGGGUCUAGCAAUUUAAACCAGAGGCACAAUAGUGCCAUGGCGGUCAGUAUUGAAACCGAUGUCUGACUACUGGUAAAAAACGUGGAGCAUAGUAUUAAUUGGCGUCGUGAAAUGUUACGCUGGAUGCCUGAAACAACAUCAAAGGCGGUCUAAGAGAUCGCUCUGUUAUG